GGGUACACCUCUAGAAAUAGCAUAAUCUGUAUACACAACCUCAAACCCAGAAGGCCAGCAGUGCGUGCGCCCUUUUCUUCGCUCACAUUCAUCCCGCGUGCUCUCUCUCUCUCUCUCUCUCGGGCCGUGGCGUCGAGUGGGCGACCGCCGCCACCCCCGUGCCGUGCGCUCUCUCUCUCUCUCUCGUGUCGACGGGUGGGUGGGCGACCGUAGGCCGCCGCCGCCGCCUAGGCCAGGUGCCCAGGUCGACCUUCAACAGCGACGAGCAUCCACCAGAUUUCUACAUGAGUGUGAUCUUCCUAUUGUGAAUUCAGACGCAAUCAAGUAUGGCUUCAAUGGCAAUCAUUAGGAGAAGGAAGUAUUUCUUGGAUCAUGUUAACACACCUACCAUUUCAUCGUCUGCUUUCUUUACAUUCCAACAUGGAAGACUCGGUUUGGAGGUUGAGCCAAGAACAGAACAGCGAUUUCUCGAGCAUAGUUCUGGGGAUUCCAAAUGCGAGAAGGAGCAACACAAUAUGAAUUUGAUAAAAAAGGAUCUACUAGGUCUUGGUAAUGGGUUUUGGCAACGUCCAUCUUAUGUGAUUUCUCUUUCUCAUGGUGGAUUUGGAAGGAAUGAAUUUAGAUUGCCUCUGAGCCUGGGAGCUAGAUCUUUGCUGCAGUCGGUCCGCACAGCAUCAACUGCAACAGCAAGGCAGCCUAAGAUGGAUACAGAUGAUGAACAGAGCGAGGACCACAAGCAAAAUAAAAGGAAAAAGGAGGCAUCCCCAGAAGAAUGUGAUCAGGCUGUGGAAGGCCUCAGCACUGCAAAAGCUAAGGCUAAAGCUAAACAGGUACAAGAAUCUCUGAAGGUUGGCCAAUCAAUUAUACAGAAAUUUUGGGCAAGAGUCCUGGGUGUGGGCCCUGCUCUUCGUGCUGUUGCUUCAAUGAGCAGGGCUGAUUGGGCAGCAAAACUUAAGCAUUGGAAGGAUGAAUUCGUUUGUACACUGCAGCAUUACUGGUUAGGGACAAAACUACUCUGGGCAGAUGUUAGGAUCUCAUCAAGAUUGCUGGUGAAACUUGCUGGGGGGAAGAGCCUUUCAAGAAGAGAGAGGCAACAGCUGACACGCACAACAGCAGAUAUCUUCAGGCUGGUUCCGUUUGCUGUGUUCAUCAUUGUUCCAUUCAUGGAAUUCUUACUGCCAGUCUUCCUCAAGUUAUUUCCAAACAUGCUUCCAUCAACUUUCCAGGACAAAAUGAAGGAAGAGGAAGCAUUAAAAAGGAAAUUGAAAGCAAGGAUGGAGUAUGCAAAAUUUUUGCAAGAUACCGCAAAAGAAAUGGCAAAGGAAGUUCAAACAUCUCGUAGCGGAGAAACAAAACAAACAGCUGAAGAUCUGGACGAAUUUUUGAAUAAGGUUAGGAGAGGUGGACGUGUCUCUAAUGAUGAAAUCUUGAAUUUUGCAAAGCUAUUCAAUGAUGAACUUACUCUGGAUAACAUGAACAGACCACGCUUGGUAAAUAUGUGCAAAUAUAUGGGUAUCCGGCCUUUUGGUACAGAUCACUACAUGAGGUUCAUGCUUCGCAAAAAACUUCAGGACAUUAAGAAUGAUGAUAAACUGAUUCAAGCUGAGGGAGUUGAAUCUCUCUCUGAAGAAGAGCUCCGGCAAGCCUGCCGGGAACGUGGUCAUCUAGGCCUGCUGUCAACUGAAGAGAUGUGCCAGCAGCUCCGAGACUGGUUGGACCUAUCACUUAAUCAUGCUGUGCCAUCUUCACUUCUCAUACUUUCAAGAGCCUUUACUGUGUCUGGGAGAAUGAAGCCAGAGGAGGCUGUUGUAGCAACACUAUCUUCUUUACCAGACGAAGUUGUGGAUACAAUUGGGACAGUAUUGCCAUCUGAAGAUUCAGUUUCUGAAAGGAGGAGAAAAUUAGAAUUCCUUGAGAUGCAGGAAGAACUUAUCAAGGAGGAAGAGAAAAAGAAAGAGAAAGAAGAAAAGGCAAAACAAAAGAAAGAAGAGGCAAAGAUGAAGGAACCAGAAACUGCUGAAGAAGAUUUAGCUUUGAAGGAAAUGACUGAUGCUACUGCUAGGGAAGAACUGAGAAAAGCAAAAGAACAUGACAAAGAGAAGCUCUGUAAUAUCAGCCGUGCCUUGGCUGUGCUCGCAUCUGCAUCUUCUGUUAGCAAGGAGCGUCAAGAGUUUCUGAGCCUCGUCAAUAAAGAGAUAGAGCUAUAUAACUCCAUGCUCAAAAAAGAGGGUACUGAAGGUGAAGAAGCAGCUAAAAAAGCAUAUAUAGCCGCUAGGGAAGACCCAGACAAUGAUGCUGAGGCUGCUGCAGAAGAAAAGGUCUCGUCGGCGUUGAUUGAGAAGGUUGAUGCUAUGCUUCAAGAAUUAGAAAAGGAGAUUGAUGAUGUGGAUGCACAAAUUGGAAACCGUUGGCAGCUGCUUGAUAGGGACCACGAUGGCAAGGUGACUCCUGAGGAGGUGGCCGCAGCUGCUGCCUAUCUGAAGGACACCAUCGGGAAGGAAGGCGUGCAAGAGCUCAUCACCAACCUUUCGAAGGACACAGAAGGAAAGAUCCUCGUGGAAGAUAUCGUGAGGCUAGCAUCGCAAACAGAGGAACACAACGACGACGAAGAGCAAUCACGGCAGUAGGUGGAAACAGCCCGAGUAUCUAGAUGGGUGGCCUAUUAUUUCAGGAAGAAAACUACCAACCUCUCAGUUACUUGAUGGCUGUGCCUGGUUAAUCAGAAGGCAGUACAGGCGUUUUUGGUGCCCCUAGUCAGAGACCCCGGUAGAAUAACUCGUUGCUGUAAAGAUGGUGUGACUGUGACAUGCAUACAAGUGAUAGGGUACUCUACAGAGUUGUGGUUCGGCAGGUAGUUCGCAACCGAAAUUUUGACUGGUUGCUGUGAAAGUGGAAAUACAGUUCGGUUUUGUCUUAAAGCUACCCUCAAUUCUAAAAAAAUUGUCUUCUCUUGAGUCUAAAAGUAGACGGGUGACUAAUGUGGAAAUGAAUUAGGAUGUUUAUGUACUCCCCCUGUUUAAAUUAUAGAGCAUUUUAACUUUUUGGAGAUUCA
Molecule: messenger RNA, 3052 nt
Organism: Zea mays
Lineage: Eukaryota; Viridiplantae; Streptophyta; Magnoliopsida; Poales; Poaceae
Product: LETM1-like protein
Exons: 15
Coding region: 327-2627 (766 amino acids)
Biological process (GO): intracellular monoatomic cation homeostasis
Cellular component (GO): mitochondrial inner membrane
Molecular function (GO): ribosome binding; calcium ion binding
Source: RefSeq, a predicted model, not a curated record